Messenger RNA from Colletotrichum chrysophilum, 813 nucleotides. RefSeq lists its product as uncharacterized. Gene Ontology annotation, molecular function: aldehyde-lyase activity. The record is from RefSeq and is a predicted model, not a curated record. Lineage: Eukaryota; Fungi; Ascomycota; Sordariomycetes; Glomerellales; Glomerellaceae. Gene Ontology annotation, cellular component: cytoplasm. The coding region runs from base 1 to 813 and encodes 270 amino acids. The transcript has 5 exons.
AUGCAGGCAGCCAACAGGCUCAGGACGGCCUUCACCAAGGGAGCCGGGCCCAGCUUGGGGCUGUGGCAGAUGAUUCCCGGCGCCAACGUUUCCCGGGUUCUCGCAAAGAGCCCGGGCAUCGACUGGGUCUUGGUCGACUGCGAACACGGAAACAUUGACGACGGGGCUAUGCACGAUGCCGUCCCCGCCAUCGCCGCCGCGGGCGUAUCGCCAAUUGUGAGGUUGCCGGACAUGCAGGGUUGGAUGGUCAAGCGCGCCUUGGAUUGUGGUGCUCACGGGAUCCUCGUCCCGCUGCUCCGCACGCCUCAAGAGGCGAAGGACCUCGUACAGUCCGCCAAGUUUCCCCCUUGGGGACGACGGGGUUUCGGGUCGCCCCUCGCCAUGGAGAGGUUCAACCCGGCGCCCACCAUGACCGAGUACUUGCAGCAGGCCAACGACAGUCUGUUGACGAUGGUACAGAUUGAGACUCAAGAGGCUUUAAACUCGGUCGAGGACAUUGCUGCGGUUGAGGGUAUCGAUGUACUGUUCAUUGGGCCCUUUGAUCUUGGAAACAACAUUGGCCACCCAGUGAUCAACGGCGUCAUCAAGAAGGAGUUGAGUGAUGCCAUUGACCGCAUCCUCGAGGCCACCCACAAGGCGGGCAAGAAGGCUGGCAUCUUCUGCACCUCAGGAGAGCAGUCGAAGUUCUUUGGAGACAAGGGAUUCGAUAUGAUUAGCGUAGCGACGGACUACACGGCAUUGCAGUACACCUUGGCGGAAUCUUUGAACAUAGCCCGCGGGGCGGCGAAGCCAGCCAAGGGUGGAUCAUAUUAA